AUGCCGACUCUUGCUCUUACAAGCUUCAACAUCGUCCUCGGCGAGCAUUUUUAUAUGUCAGAGGCUCUCAUCUCCCUCUUGGCUGGCCUCGUCUUCUCGCCCCGCGGGGCCAAUUUUAUUCGGCCUCUUGAAUAUGCUGGUUCGGAGGAAAACCUGGAUGCAGCUACCUUGUCCUUUACUCGCCUGGUGCUCGGAGUCCAGCUGCUCUUUGCCGGGGGCCAGCUACCCAGCCGGUACUUGCGGCAGGAAUGGAAGCCGCUGGGGUUGCUCCUCAGGCCGCUCAUGGCGGCGAUGUGGGUGGCCACCAGCCUCCUCGUCUGGGCCCUGAUACCGCGCCUGCCUUUCCUCCACGCCCUUGCGAUAGGGGCUUGCGUCACGCCGACAGACCCGGUGCUCUCUAACGUCAUUGUGAAGGGCAGGCUCGCCGACAAAAACGUCCCUAAAGAUCUCCAGAGCCUCAUCAUCGCCGAGUCCGGGGCGAAUGACGGGCUCGGCUACCCUUUCUUGUUCUUCGCCCUAUACUUGAUCAAGUAUGUCGGCGACGGCGGUCGUUCCGAACUGGGAGGCGCCGGCCUCGCCAUGAGCCUGUGGGUCGGGGAGACGAUGGGAUAUACCAUCAUCUUCAGCGUGGUGUACGGCGCGUUCGCGGGUUGGGCCGCCAGGGUAUUGCUUCAUUUGUGCGAGGAGCGUAGGAUCAUUGACCACGAGAGCUUUGUCGCGUUUGCUUUCUCGCUCGCCCUCUUCAUCACCGGCACUUGCGGCAUGAUCGGCACCGACGACAUCCUCGCUUGCUUCGUCGCCGGCAAUGUCUUCAAUUGGGACGAUCGGUACCGCCUCGAGACACUCGAUGAGGUAUUGCCUUGUCCCAGUUCGCUUCAGCCUACUAUCGAUAUGCUCCUCAAUGUAACCGUGUUCAUGUGGUACGGCGCUGUUUGCCCUUGGUAUAGCUUUCCGGCGAAUAGCAUUACCUCUCUGCCCCGGCUAAUCCUUCUCGCGAUCCUCGUGCUGCUGUUCAGGCGCCUUCCGUCUAUCCUGGUGCUCCGUAAGAGAAUCCCGCAGAUAGAAAGUCUACGGCAUGCUGUCUUUAUGGGCUUUUUUGGCCCGAUCAGCUGCUCGGCUAUCUUUUGGGAUGUGGCCCAUCUCCGGGAGGCCGUGUCGGUUCUCGUCUGGUUCAUGGUGAUUAGCAGCGUCGUUGUCCACGGCCUUAGCAUUCCCAUAGUGAAGCUAGGUUUCUACCUUCCUCGCUCUAUCUCUGGGAGCCCGAGUUCGUCGGAGGGCUCCCCCGGGCCAGAUCCAACGGGAGUUGGCAGUUCUCGCAAGUUGCGCCCCGUGUCUGUGCAACUUGUCUAUAGAGUUCUCCCAGAGCACGUGGACGCUACCUCUCCUUCCUUAUACCUAUAUUUAGCUAUCCCCGACGAAGCGGACGGGUCCCGCGGCGGCUGCAAAGGACCCCGGGCACCGACACGCUAG
Durotheca rogersii is the source of this 1470-nucleotide messenger RNA. Its product is annotated as Cation/H+ exchanger. Gene Ontology annotation, molecular function: sodium:proton antiporter activity. Bases 1 to 1470 code for a protein of 489 amino acids. Gene Ontology annotation, cellular component: plasma membrane. Gene Ontology annotation, biological process: proton export across plasma membrane; regulation of membrane potential; sodium ion export across plasma membrane. The record is from RefSeq and is a predicted model, not a curated record. The transcript is spliced from 9 exons. NCBI's taxonomy places the organism in Eukaryota, Fungi, Ascomycota, Sordariomycetes, Xylariales, Xylariaceae.